This is a messenger RNA of Scylla paramamosain (green mud crab), 1463 nucleotides long. RefSeq lists its product as uncharacterized. Lineage: Eukaryota; Metazoa; Arthropoda; Malacostraca; Decapoda; Portunidae. The transcript is spliced from 2 exons. The record is from RefSeq and is a predicted model, not a curated record. Bases 124 to 1311 code for a protein of 395 amino acids.
GUGAACCAGCGGUUGUGAGGGACGGACAGGGAACAUAAACUUUCAUUACCAUCACCUAUUAACUUCUGCGCAUACAAAUAGUGUAGAAGGGAAAAGUUGAUAAUCUAAUCCCACAAAGUCAACAUGCUCCGUGACUCAACACUUCUGAGGACCUGCGUGACUCUGUCCUGCCUUCUAGCCGCCGCCGCAGCCUCCAAGCCUUACUCCUACGUGGUGCGGUACUCCAGAAACUUCAAUGACAAGAGGAGUGAGAGGACGCCGCUAGUACCACGCCACGCCUCUCAGGCUGAACACACACCCUACCAUGCCCCACGCUAUGCUCCGCGCCACGCUCCCCGGUUAAUAGUGGAGGAGGUGCGGAAAACGGUCGAAAUAAGCAUCCAGGAAGGGUAUGAGAGGGGAGGCUACGACCACCGCCAUUACCAGACACAGAACACGACAUGGAGUGAGUACGAGAACGAGGGAGGUUACAGUGAUGAAGAGGAAGAGGAAGGCAGCAAAAUUCGUUCCAGUGAUUACAGCAGCGAAGAGAAUGAUGAGGAAGUUAGCGAGACACGUUUCACUACCAAUACGGCGCUAUAUGACUCAAAUGUAGCACCAGACUCGAAUAUAUCAGCAGAAAAUUCAUAUAUAUCAGCGGGGAAUUCAAAUAUAUCAAAGGGAAUUUCAAAAUUACCAGCGCGAAAUUCAAAUGCCAUAGCGCGAAAUUCAAAUUUAUCAGUGCGAAAUUCAAAUAUACCAAGUUUGAAAGCUUCGAGUUCAGAUUCAAAUAUUGUGGGGCCAAAUUUAAACAUUAAAACACCAAAUACAGGCAGGCAGUCCAUCGAUCAACCUCUUAACAGUUACAGUCAUGAAAUAUAUACCACUACACCUCCUUCAGACAGUCUAUACCUUACAACAGAAACACAGGGAAAGCAUACAGCGUCUCUUCGUAAUACUGAGAGAAAACAAGCGCUCGCCUCAAGCCUCAAUAGGGGAAGCUACUCUAAGGAAGACUUUGGCCAACCCGCGCACUUCAUCUUGCCGAAACUGGUACAGAAUAACCCGUUCUUCUUUCCUAUCACUCCUGGUACUGCAAAAAUAUCCUCAUUUCCCUCUAUUUCUUCUACCAAUACCACAUCUACUCCAGCAACCAGAAAUUCAUUACCAUUUCCUGUUACUACCACAUCGACUCCGCCACCACAAGGCUCCCAGUUUUCUUUAAUCACCACAUCUCUUCCACAACACUCCUUAUUCUUCCUCGCUUCUACCACAUCACCACCACUCCCUACCACACCCACAGCCCCUAAGCCGCCCCAAUCACUACUCUAAUUACACUACCACACCCACCACAGUUUCACCGCACCCAGACUCAGCCGCACUUCCGCCUAUACUCGUAGAAGCCCCCAGCCCUUCACCACUAAUGCACACCCACUCACCGCCGCCCAGUGGGAAGGUGCGAUCUAAUAAAUGUUGAAAGUUGG